CGCAUCCUCGCCUUCGCCGGCUUUGUUCUACUCCCGACGGCGUCUUCCUCCCCCGCCUUGUCGAUCCCCGAUCCCGUUUCGACGGCCGCCGUUCACUGUGCCAUCGUAUGUGUAUGUAUUGUUCCAUCCGUCGCACCGCCCGGCUCGGACGAUAGCAUCACCCCGAGAUUGGAGUGGGCUAGAGAUCCAUCUUGCCGAUAAAGGGACUUGGUCGGGUGCGAGGGAGGAAGGGAUGACGAAGAAUGAUGGGAACGCAAACAAGAAGUUGAAGAUCGCCAUCAUCCACCCCGAUCUCGGGAUCGGUGGUGCUGAAAGGUUGAUUGUCGAUGCAGCCGUUCAACUAGCAUCGCAUGGGCAUAGUGUUCACCUUUUUACAUCACAUCAUGACAAGAAUCGAUGUUUUGAGGAGACUGUUACUGGUCCUUUUUCCGUUAAAGUAUAUGGUGGGUUCCUGCCUCGCCACAUAUUCUACCGCUUUCAUGCAUUAUGUGCAUAUCUUCGAUGUAUUUUUGUUGCACUCUGUGUUCUUCUUUUAUGGCCUGCAUUCGAUGUUAUACUGGCGGACCAGGUCUCUGUUGUCAUUCCACUGCUGAAACUAAAACGGUCGACAAAGAUAUUAUUCUACUGCCAUUUUCCUGAUUUGUUGCUGGCACAACACACAACUAUGCUUAGGAGGAUAUACCGCUGUCCAAUUGACAUGAUCGAAGAAGCAACUACAGGUAUGGCAGAUCUAAUCUUAGUCAACAGCAAAUACACUGCAUCUGUAUUUGCCACAACCUUCUGUCGAAUCCAUUCAAGAGGAACUCGUCCUGCUGUACUCUAUCCAGCAGUUAAUGUUGAACAGUUUGACGGGCCUUGCACCUACAAGUUGAAUUUCCUUUCAGUAAACCGCUUUGAAAGGAAAAAGAACCUUCAAUUGGCGAUAUCAGCAUUUGCAUUUCUUCGUUCGUUUGGAAGUGCACCUCCUAGUUAUGCCGAGGCUACAUUGACAAUUGCAGGUGGCUAUGAUAAACGCCUCAAGGAAAAUGUUGAGUACCUAGACGAACUAAAGAGGUUGGCAGAAGUCGAGGGAGUAUCAGAACAUGUUGAAUUUGUUACAUCUUGCACAACAGCAGAAAGAAAUAAAUUACUCUCAGAAUGCAUCGCUGUUUUGUACACGCCAAAGGACGAACAUUUUGGUAUUGUGCCUCUGGAAGCAAUGGCAGCAAGCAAACCUGUAAUUGCAUGCAACAGCGGGGGGCCAUUGGAGACCAUCAAACAUGAUGUCACAGGGUUUCUUUGCGAACCCACCCCUUUUGAAUUUGCACAGGCCAUGUCGAAGCUUCUGACUGACCCUGAGAUGGCUGUGAGGAUGGGCAAAGAGGCAAGAGAUCAUGUUACCCAGCAGUUCUCUACCAAGGCAUUUGGGGAACAGUUGAACCACUCGGUUCUUGAUGUCUACCACCACAGGAUCGAGUAAAAUUACAACCGGAAGUGAUGGUGACUUGUUUUUGCUUUAUGGAGUUAUCUCGAGCAUAUAAUAUCCACUUUCGGUUUAUUAUUUUUAGAUCUUCGGGCUAGAAUUAUGCCAGUUUAACCAAAUAUACUUAUCUAUCAAGAGUCUCAGAUCUGAAUCAAUUCAUGUAUUAUCUUCUUUUGCUUAAUUUUCAGAAGAAUAUAUAGCCCACGGUACAGGGAUGGGUUACAUGAC
Molecule: messenger RNA, 1690 nt
Organism: Musa acuminata subsp. malaccensis (wild Malaysian banana)
Lineage: Eukaryota; Viridiplantae; Streptophyta; Magnoliopsida; Zingiberales; Musaceae
Cellular component (GO): endomembrane system
Molecular function (GO): GDP-Man:Man(1)GlcNAc(2)-PP-Dol alpha-1,3-mannosyltransferase activity; alpha-1,3-mannosyltransferase activity
Source: RefSeq, a predicted model, not a curated record